This is a messenger RNA of Colletotrichum fioriniae, 1599 nucleotides long. The record is from RefSeq and is a predicted model, not a curated record. NCBI's taxonomy places the organism in Eukaryota, Fungi, Ascomycota, Sordariomycetes, Glomerellales, Glomerellaceae.
AUGGAAGUCUCGUCAGAGAACUUCUGGCGGCAGCUGCCGAAGAUUCUGCUCUCAAUCGCGAAGUCUCGAUACGUUGCCAUCGACGUCGAGAUGACCGGCAUCAUGGACAAGGGCUCGGAAAACAGACACGACAAUCCAACCAACCAGCAGACCUAUGAAUCAGCCAAGAACAUUGCAUCCAAAUUCAACGUCUUCGAACUGGGGAUCACCUGUGUUGAAAAAUCGUCGGAUGGCACAUACAAGACCGAGACCUACAGCUUCACUGUCAGCCCCUACCUCCAUACUGAAACACGGGCUGAUGAGACAUUCGUCAAAGGCUUGGACAGGAGCCUUUCUGUAUCAUACAACACACUCAAGUUUCUUCGAUCGGAAGGCAUCCGGCUGGAAAAGACCUAUGAAGACUGCGUUCCGUACCUCAGCCGCGAAGAGGCACACUUGGCAACUCAACAGAUGGAGCGCCGACAAGAGCCUUGGGAAGCCAGAGAUCAUGGAUACAACGAGCAUGACGAAGGCCUGACUACGUUUUCCAUUUACGUCCAUAAUACGAUUGUAAAUUGGCUUUACACCGAUCCAUGGAUGCGAACUGCAGAGAUCAAAUUACUCUUACCCAACUCCGAAAGCAAGAAACGUAUGAGCGUCUACGAACAGAUCGUUCGCAGAAAGGCCCGAGAGCUUGUGCCACGAAUGAGUUGCCAUCUUUGGAAUCACGGCACGACCGUGAUCAUCUCUCAGCGGGACGAUGGACAAGAAGCCGAGCCAUGUCUGGAUGGCCUGGCGAAGCACAAGCCUUUUGUCACGAGGUUCAUGAUUACCUUCAUCCCGCGUCACCAGAACACUCGGAAGGAUAUUCAGAGGGAGAAGUUGGUGAUCGCUACUGUCACUUAUGCUGCGCAGAUCACGAUCCUGGCACAGGCUGCUCUACGGACGCCCUGGGUGUACGAUGUUCACUGCGAGCGUUGCUACCCAGAUCUUGGCAGCGGCCAGCCCGGGACUGACUCUUCCCCUCUCCAUAACGUCCGCUCACAGACCACCGAUACUCAAGGAGCUCACUCGGCUCUCCACAGCAGCGAAUCUUCAAGCAAUUCGUGGGGAGCGGCCGAUGACGAGGGCGAAGAGGACGACACCGGUACCCGGAAUACCACGGCUGGGACAUCUAGCUGGUAUGAGACGACUGGUUGGGACAAUUUAUGUCAAGAUCUCGAGGAACUGUCAACCGAAACACUCAAAAACGAAGUAGCAGAUGCCCUCAAGGAGCUGGAGGCUUUUGGUCGAAGAUCCGAGCCAAUCAUCAUUGGACACAACCAAUUCAUGGACCUUUUGUUCCUUUACAACACCUUCAUCGACAACCUCCCUGAUACUUUGGAUGAGUUUCGGGCAAAGCUACAUAACCUAUUCCCAUCCAUCAUAGACACGAAGUUGUUGGCCAUCAAGGACGACACGAUCGAGGGCGAAGACCCAUUGAUGGAUCUAUAUAACAGGUUCGAUGACAAUAGAACGCAGCCAAGCAUCCAUUGGGAUGCAGCUUAUGGUUAUGGACGUCGUGGAACAGCCCAUCAGGCUGGCUUCGAUAGUGAGUUGGUAGAACAAGCAGAACCGUAA